AUGGCAAGUUCAUGCUAUUAUUUUAAGGAUGUGUCUAGUGAAUUUAAAAAGAUCGAUAAAAAUGUUGGUGUGGAGAACGGUGGAAAUGUUGAAUAUGUUAGAGAACUAAUCUUUAACUAUUGUCCUUACAAUAGUAUCUAUAAAAGUGCUUAUUGUAAUAAUUAUUUUGAAAAGGCUAAUUCUGGUGUUAUUUAUUUCCUAGAAACGUUAAAGGAAAAGUUUGAUUCAAAAUAUGAUAAACUUGCCGAAUACGCUAUUUUAUUGUUAUGUUAUAAACUAAAUGAACAUUCAGAACAUAUAUAUAAAUCCGCCAAUUUAAAUAAAUUUUAUACUGAUCAUAUAGAAAAAAAUAAGUAUUAUAAUAAUAAAAUAAAUGAGAAUGGUCCGAGUUAUAAGGAUAUUAUAGAUAAAAAAAAAGAUUUGAUGAAUAUGAAUAUUAAAGAAAUAUUAAAAUUUUAUGAAGCAUUAAAAACCUUAUGUAACAUGUAUGAUGACUGUAAUAAAACCACCUUAGAUUGCAAUAAUUGUUCGGAAAAUGCUAAAACGUUUGCUAAUCAAUUUAAAGAACUCAAUAAAGAUUCUAAGAAUAUAGAUAACAUUUCAUAUAGUCAAAUGUUAUCUACAUUAUCAAAUGAUUAUGAUAAUUUAAAAUAUAUAUAUGAUAAUAAUAAAUGUCCCAAUUCUCCACCUCUUCCAAUGAUAAAAACCCCAUCAAGCAAAUUCCUUCCAGCUUUAUCGACAUUUUCUGUAAUACCAGUUUUCUUAGGAGUUGCUUAUAAGUAUUCAUUAUUUGGAAUUGAUAAACUAUUUCAAAGACAAUAUAUAAGAAAAAAACUUAACAAACUAAAGAAGAAAAUGAAACUUAAUAUAUGA
This is a messenger RNA of Plasmodium vinckei vinckei, 873 nucleotides long. Its product is annotated as PIR protein CIR protein. Lineage: Eukaryota; Apicomplexa; Aconoidasida; Haemosporida; Plasmodiidae. Bases 1 to 873 code for a protein of 290 amino acids. The transcript is spliced from 3 exons. The record is from RefSeq and is a predicted model, not a curated record.